UUUGCAGCCGCCAUUAAAAAAAAUAAAGAAGAAGACCCAUACUUCCGCCAUUCAGGGACAAAUAUGGCGGCCGCCGUAGCGAGGAGAAUAUGCGGCCUUCUGAAACCUCUGUCUGCAUGUGUGAAUGGCAGGACAACACAAGUCUGUCAUUUCUCCAGUUUUAUAAAGUCUUCCCCACUCUGCGGCUCUGCUGUAGCCGGUGUUAGUGCUCCUCUUCGGGCUGCAGGGAGCCUCACUCCCCGAUACAACAUCCUACAAAGGGUGUUGCCACUUCUUCCCACCUUUACUCAACAACCAGGCAGAAGUCUGACGUACUACAGUGUGAAGAAGGGCAAAAGGAAGACUGUGAAGUCUGUGCCAGAGAGGUUCAUGAGGUUGCAUUGUGGCCUGUGGCUCAGACGCAAGGCUGGAUACAAGAAGAAGCUGUGGAAGAAGACACCUGCAAGACGAAAUCGCCUGAGGGAGCAUGUAUUUUGUAACAAAACACAGAGCAAGCUUUUGGAUAAAAUGACAACAUCUUUUUGGAAAAGGAGGAACUGGUACGUCGACGAUCCAUACCUGAAGUACCAUGACCGAGUCAACCUCAAAGUUUAAUUUGUUAUUUUGUGUAAAUGUGAAUACUUAUGUAAUGAUAUACUACACAUAAUAAAAGUUGUAUAUGUCAAAUAA
Messenger RNA from Sphaeramia orbicularis (orbiculate cardinalfish), 669 nucleotides. It is a transcript of the gene mrpl35, whose product is annotated as mitochondrial ribosomal protein L35. Gene Ontology annotation, molecular function: structural constituent of ribosome. NCBI's taxonomy places the organism in Eukaryota, Metazoa, Chordata, Actinopteri, Kurtiformes, Apogonidae. The coding region runs from base 64 to 594 and encodes 176 amino acids. Gene Ontology annotation, cellular component: mitochondrion; ribosome. The transcript is spliced from 4 exons. Gene Ontology annotation, biological process: translation. The record is from RefSeq and is a predicted model, not a curated record.